UACUCACUCGUUGCAUAGGCGGCUUCACUCAAAACAGUAAUGAGAGUUUCAACGCUACAGUAUGCUUGAUGGCCCCGAAAGUGGCAAAAAUGUACUUGACACAGCUGUAUAUAUUGCUGCAGGUACUUAUAAUGAUGGCCUCACAAGUGCCAUGAGAGUCAUGCAGAACAUAGGCAUCAAAAUUGGGCCGAACUGCUACAAUUACUGUCAAGAGACUGAUCAAAACCGCAUUAAAUUAUCCGAUCGUUCGCUCUCAGAUGCUGCAAGAAGGUCUCGAAUCGAACAGAAGGCAUCCAGAAAGGAAGAAGAUGAGUUUUACGUGUCCAUGGAAGGUGAAAUGUACGGCGCAGGUAUCGCAGACUGAAGGUAUAACAAAAUUUUCAGCACGUAAAACUUUAAACGCGUUUUUCUCGAAACUGCAUUUUUCAAAUCGGGCGACGAUGGUACUCGGAGACUAUCGCACGUAUCCACUUGAAAU
Dinoponera quadriceps is the source of this 478-nucleotide messenger RNA. RefSeq lists its product as uncharacterized. The coding region runs from base 62 to 364 and encodes 100 amino acids. The transcript has a single exon. The record is from RefSeq and is a predicted model, not a curated record. NCBI's taxonomy places the organism in Eukaryota, Metazoa, Arthropoda, Insecta, Hymenoptera, Formicidae.